Molecule: messenger RNA, 763 nt
Organism: Capsaspora owczarzaki ATCC 30864
Lineage: Eukaryota; Filasterea; Ministeriida; Capsasporidae
Exons: 2
Coding region: 141-701 (186 amino acids)
Source: RefSeq, a predicted model, not a curated record
CGUCAAAACCUCCAGUACAGCUCAGACUAAUCCGCCAAAUUCUGACCAAUUUCCCAGUCAAGCCAACCGUCCUCACCCCAUCACCACUCUCAUUCAGGCAACUUUCCAGUUUAGACCAUCGUCAUCAUCUCCUCAUUUGAAUGGCAUCACGAUUGGCACCGCCGACGCGCGCAGUGUCAUCGAGCAGCGCCAAAGUGGUCGUCUUCAACGAUCCGACCGCCGCGCCAUCUGCCUCAGCCAAACUGGCGCUGGCAAGCACGAGCGGCAGUGCCUCUUCUGCUGCUUCAUUGAAAGGUCGGAUAGGAGCCAAUCGCGCGGGUGCUGCGGUGCCGGUCGUCGCGGCAGGCGCACGUGUGACCAAGAGCGGUGACGGAGCGGCAGCGCGUGCUGCAGCAGCCGCAGCGGCGCGGAGCAAGGCAGACGAUGACAUUCGACGAGCACGCAUCAAAGAGAAGGCUGCGUUUGCUGCGGCGCGGGCGGAAGUGCUCGAUCUCGGCAUGAAGGGCCAGCUCGGGAACAAGGACGUGCGGCAAAAGCUGCGGCUCGACAAGCACGGGCGACCGCUGCCAAAGCAGAAGCUGCCAUUCAAAAUGUUCAUGGGUGUCCAAGCUGCGCAAAAGAAGAAGGCCAUCAAGGAGCGCGAGGCGAAAGAGCAAUUGCUUGGUCGCACGCGACCAACGACGCCCAAGAAGAAGAAGUGAACGCUUGAUUGUCGUGCGUGUUUUGUUUCGUUAGUGAAAUUGGAGAUUUUGUUACGAUUUCA